Messenger RNA from Acytostelium subglobosum LB1, 549 nucleotides. RefSeq lists its product as hypothetical. The record is from RefSeq and is a predicted model, not a curated record. The transcript is spliced from 2 exons. The coding region runs from base 1 to 549 and encodes 182 amino acids. NCBI's taxonomy places the organism in Eukaryota, Evosea, Eumycetozoa, Acytosteliales, Acytosteliaceae.
AUGGACACCCUCUCACAUAUAAUCCUUCAGAGGAUUGUGAUACAUAUUGAGGAGGACGCCGACCGUUUGUUUCUGUCAUUGACGUGUCGCAGACUGUUUGAUGAUCGUGACAAAUACCUGUCCUUCUCAACAAACAUGAAGGACGGCACCAUCGCACCAAUCGUGAACAAGCGGAUGUAUGAACGCAAUCUCUUCUGCACGAAGUCAUACUAUACAUGCUUCAUGAAAUCAGCAGUGUCCUCCUCUCCUCUGACGUUAGAGAAUCUGCACCUGGUACACUCGACCAAUCAAUUUGAGGCGAUUCCACCCCAAACCAAGGCUCUCUGGCUCUGCAAUAAUAGACUGCGGCCAGACUUUCCAAUCCCCUAUGGGGUUGAGCAUCUCACCUUUGCCGAUGACAUAGAUGCGAACAUCAAUCAACACUACAAACUCAGAAGGUCCACUUCACCUUUCAAUGAUGAUGACGACAUCAAUGCCUAUCUGGUAUCGCCAGAGUCCAUCCCUCUAUCGGUUCACUCUCUCCACAUCAAAGUCCCAAUCCAUACAUAG